GCAUGGUGUUAAGCAAAUGAGAACAGGAUGGGCAGAUGGACCAGAAUUUAUCACUCAGUGCCCGAUUAGACCAGGAAAGAGUUACACUUACCGUUUUACCAUUCAAGAACAAGAAGGGACUCUUUGGUGGCACGCCCACAGCUCGUGGCUUAGGGCUACUGUUUAUGGAGCUUUAAUUAUCAAUCCAAAAGAAGGAGAAAUCUAUCCAUUUCCGAAGCCCAAAAGAGAAACACCAAUUCUGCUUGGUGAGUGGUGGAAUACGAACCCUAUUGACGUUGUAAGACAAGCAACAAGAACAGGAGCAGCUCCUAAUCUAUCUGAUGCAUACACCAUCAAUUCUCAACCAGGUGACCUCUACAAAUGUUCCAGUCAAGAUACCACCGUAGUUCAUAUAGACUCUGGCGAAACCAACCUCCUUCGUGUUAUCAACACUGCACUGAACCAGCAGCUUUUCUUUGCUGUGGCCAAUCACAAACUUACUGUUGUUGGAGCAGAUGCCUCUUAUGUUAAACCCUUCACAACAUCAGUCCUUAUGCUUGGACCAGGCCAGACAACUGAUGUCCUGAUCAAAGCUGAUCAACAACCAGCUCGAUAUUACAUGGCAGCACGUGCCUAUGCUAGUGCUCAAGGCGCCCCCUUUGAUGAUACCACAACCACAGCCAUCCUUGAGUACAACACAGCUUCUUGUUCUUCGAACUGUGUCAAGACCAAACCGGUUUUCCCAUCUUUACCAGAAUAUAAUGACACAGCCACUGCCACAGCUUUCACAACCAAAUUCAGAAGCCCAAGAAAGGUUGAGGUUCCCAAGGAAAUCGAUGAAAAUCUGUUCUUCACAGUUGGGCUGGGACUCGAGAACUGCCCAAGAGGUGCACCCUCCAGUUACUGUCAAGGUCCAAGUGGAACUCGAUUCACAGCGAGUAUGAACAAUGUAUCUUUUGUGCUACCAUCCAAUAAUUCCCUGCUACAAGCACAUUACCAAGGCAUACCUGGUGUUUUCUCAACUGAUUUCCCAGCUGUGCCACCUGUAAAAUUUGAUUAUACCGGCAACGUAAGCCAGUCUUUAUGGCAACCUAUUCGGGGGACUAAGCUGUACAAACUGAAAUAUGGGGCAAGAGUGCAAGUUGUGCUACAGGGGACUAGUAUCUUUUCAGCUGAGAACCACCCAAUACAUCUUCACGGAUAUGAUUUCUACAUCAUUGCAGAAGGUUUUGGUAACUUCAAUCCAAAAACAGAUACAUCUAAAUUCAAUCUUAUUGAUCCACCUCUUAGAAAUACAGCAAGUGUACCCGUUAACGGAUGGACAGUCAUCAGAUUUGUCGCGAACAAUCCAGGAGUGUGGCUAAUGCACUGUCAUUUGGAUGUUCACAUUACAUGGGGCUUGGCCAUGGCGUUCCUCGUAGAAAACGGAGUUUGUGAAUUAGAAUCAUUGGAAGCUCCUCCAGUAGAUUUGCCUGUCUGUUGA
This is a messenger RNA of Solanum stenotomum, 1462 nucleotides long. RefSeq names its product laccase-12-like. Gene Ontology annotation, cellular component: apoplast. Gene Ontology annotation, molecular function: hydroquinone:oxygen oxidoreductase activity; copper ion binding. The coding region runs from base 17 to 1462 and encodes 481 amino acids. The transcript is spliced from 4 exons. NCBI's taxonomy places the organism in Eukaryota, Viridiplantae, Streptophyta, Magnoliopsida, Solanales, Solanaceae. The record is from RefSeq and is a predicted model, not a curated record. Gene Ontology annotation, biological process: lignin catabolic process.